UCCCUACGGUGCGGCAGCGACGGCUCUUACCGCCACAGGAUCCUAAGCCGGGGCUAUUCCCGCCUUCACUCUGAGGCAAAAAGACGCUAACCGCCGUCCGGGCGGACCCACGAGCCACGUGACGAGCCCGGGUCAUGUGACUCCGAGCCAGGAGGCUGACGUCUGUUACCCAGACAACUGCUGGGCCCCCAGCAGACUUCCCGGCAAAGCGCGGAAUUCGGAGGCGAAGUGUUCCAAUGUUGAAAUACUUUGGAAUGUUUAUCUUGGCAAGUGAAAAUUAUUGAUUAUGGCUCACUAUUCCAAAGAAGAACUGGAUAAAGAGUUUGAACAGUUCAUGAAAGAGCUUUCAGAUGAUUCUUUUGAAAAUUCAAACAAAACACCUAGACAACCUAAAAGAGAAGUGAAAAAGAAAGACACACUGCCAUGGUGGAUAACAGAAGGUGAUUUCGAAGAUGGUGGACGGCUUGGAACAAAUGUAAGCUAUCUGAAAACAAAGGUGACUUCUCAGCCUAUUAUGGAAAUAGAAGAGGAGUCUGCUGAGAGGAUUCAGUUUCUCAAGAGCAGUGGGACCUCUAUCCUAAGUAUUGACAGCUUAGAAACAAAUGAAAGAGUAGUUUCUGAGCUCAAUCAUAGUGUUCUCGGAUUGGGACUGGACACAUUCGAAGAAAAAGAAGAAAAAGAGCAAUUUUUUGCCAGACUUGAGAAAGGGUUAACAUCUUCCAUUGAUUAUUCAAGAUUAAAUAAGGAAUUGGAUUCUAAUGACUCCACACAUUUUAAAGCUUUACAUAGUAAUCAAGCUAAUAUAGAACUAACUGAAGAUAAACAUGAGAAUGAGUCAAAACUUGAACUGGCAGAAAAUUACAGUGAUGAUUUUGAAGAUGAGGAGGAUAUUGAUGGACCUUUGACUACUAAAGAUGAAGAGACAAAUUCCAAAGAAAAUUCCAAAUCAGAAAAAAUAAGUGCACCCAAACAGGAAGAAGAGAAAACUGGCAUGCUGGCCAAUGUGGUGCUGCUUGAUUCAUUCGAUUCUGUUGCAGAGGUCAACCUUGAUGAACAAGAUAAAGCAACUACUAUGCCAAAGGUUCUGCCCGAAAUAACUGACAAUGAAAUGACAGGAACAGGUGUUUCUUAUGGACAAAGCAAUAGUGAUAUUGAAGCUCUUCAUCAGGCUUAUUGUCAUAUAGCCCAUUCCUUGGGAAAUUCUGAUGAACAAAGAAUUGAGAUUGCCGCCAUGGAAAAUGUCAAGAACUCAGAGAAAGGUCAUCCUCAAGAAAGUGAAGAGUCCUCCAAAAACAUUUCUACUACGGAAUCUGAUCUGCCCACAGUAGAGGAGCUGAUGAAAACUAUCAAAAUAGAUUCCUUUGGGAUCAGUGGUUUGGAUUUACAACCUAUAAGCUAUAAAAAACAGGCUGACAGUAAAGAAACUGAAGUCAUAAGUCCCUUACCCUUUAAGAUGAAGCCAAAUGUGUCUCAAGAGCCACAAAAUGUGAACCAAUUAUUUAACAAAAAUGAAGAGAAUGUGGUUUUACAAAAGACAACAAAUGAAAGUAUAGAAAAUUGCUGCCCAAGAGUAAAUACUACAGAAGAAUGUAUAGAUAAAAUGUACCUUGACAUUUUGCGGAAAAAAAUAUCUGUUGCUCCUUCAGUGUUACCUCAGGAAGACAAAAUAAAGAAAACUUUUAGACCUCAACUCAGUUCUGGAGAAGGGGCUGUAAUUGGUAAAGAGGUACCAUACAAGAAGGCCAGAAGUGCACCUCCUUUAGCUAAAAGAAAACCCCAGAGUGGUGUAUACGCGUCAGUUAGGAGCUCGGGCUAUGGAAAACCCAGUUCACCAUGCAAGACUUCUACUCUUGAAAAGAAAACUUCAAAGGACAUGAUGAAAAGCAAAAACUUGAGAUCCAUGCUCACCUCAAAUCAAGCCAGGAAAAAAGAAAUCUUAUCUGAAACAAAACUCAAGCCUGCUGCAUUGGGUAAACCAGCUCCCAAAACUGAAAGUUGCCUGGCUACUCCUAAGAAGUCUGAAGACGCUACAGAAACUGGUUCCUGUAUUCAUUUUCAAAAUGAUUCUUCAGGAUACCGUGAUGGGAACAUGGAUACAGAAUUAAUUUUGUUUAAAAGAGUUCAAGAAGCAGAGGAAAAAUGGAGGGGUGCACAAGCCGUAAUUGAGCAAAUUAAAGUCACAUUCUCAGAAAAAGAGAGAGAGUUAGAAAAUAAGAUGGAAGAACUAAAAAGGCAACAGGAAAAGGAACUCUUCAAAUUGAGUCAGGACAAUUAUAUUCUUCAAACCAAGGUAAACAGCUUUGGAGAAACAAACAAAAAACAAAGGUGGUUACAUGUUGGAGAAACAACUGAUCCUGUCACUGAAGAAAAAUUGAAGCAAAUCCAAAAAGAAAUACAAGAACAAGAGACACUUCUUCAAGGAUACCAACAGGAAAAUGAAAGAUUGUAUAAUCAAGUGAAAGAUCUCCAAGAACAAAACAAGAAAAAUGAGGAACGAAUGUUCAAGGAAAACCAGAGUUUAUUCAGUGAGUUAGCUUCCUUAAAAGAACAGAUGCAAAGAAAUCGUUUCCUGUCUCAGGUAGUUGAAGAUUCAGAGCCCACCAGAAACCAGAAUUUUACAGAUCUGUUAACAGAACUACGAGUGGCACAGAAAGAAAAAAACAGUUUAUUGGAAGACAUCAAAAGACUGAAACAAGACAAACAAGCUCUUGAAGUAGACUUGGAAAAAAUGAAGAAAGACAGAGACCAUGCCAGAGAUCAGGUUGCUUAUGUCACAGGUGAAAAAUUAUAUGAAAUAAAAAUUUUAGAAGAAACACAUAAACAAGAAAUUAGUCGUUUGCAAAAAAGAAUACAGUGGUAUGCAGAAAAUCAGGAACUUCUGGAUAAAGAUGCAGUUCGACUUAAAGAAGCAAAUGAAGAAAUUGAGAGGCUCAAACUUGAGGCUGAGAAACUGAAAGCUGAAUUUGGAAAUCCAUCUCUUCAGAGGAAGACACAUUUAAAAGAUAAAGCAGCUGAUGCCAAAAAAAUUCAGGACCUAGAGCGACAAGUUAAGGAAAUGGAAGGAAUUCUAAAGAGAAGAUAUCCUAAUUCUUUACCUGCUUUAAUAUUGGCUGCAUCAGCAGCCGGUGAUACAGUAGAUAGAAACACAGUGGAAUUUAUGGAAAAAAGAAUUAAAAAACUAGAAGCCGAUCUGGAGGGCAAAGAUGAAGAAGCAAAGAGAAGCCUUCGUACCAUGGAACAAGAGUUUCAGAAAAUGAAGAUUCAGUAUGAACAGAGACUAGAGGAACAGGAGCAGCUGCUUGCUCACAAAUUGAAGGCAGCAUCCCAGAACCAACAUGACAACUCCAGGGUUAAAGCACUGGAGAAAGAACUUCACGACAUUAAGGAAGCCCAUGAAAUCACUGUAAGAAACCUUGAAGCUGAAAUAGACACAUUUAAACAACAGAAUGCUGAGUUAGAACUCAAGAAAAAUAGAGAUGAUAAUGAUUUCCAGUCUAUCGAAUUCCAGGUGGAACAGGCUCAUGCUAAAGCUAAACUGGCAAGACUCAAUGAGGAGCUGGCGGCAAAGGGGAGAGAAAUACAAGACCUUUCGAAAACUGUGGAGAAGCUUCAGAAGGAGAGAAGAAUGAUGCUAUCCAGUCAGCACUCCAAGGGGAGGGAGGAAAUGACUGCAAAAAGGGUAAAGAAGGAGGUUUCGCACGCAGGUAAAGGAAGUGCCAACUCCUUCCCUGGAACCCUGGAUGGCAAGCUUUACCAGCCACAUACCUUCACUGAUUCCCACAUUUCAGAGGUUUUGCAAGAAAACUGCAGAUUGAAAAAUGAACUGGAGAAAGUAAUUGUGGAGAGGAAUGAGUUGAAGAUGAAAUCUGACAUAGCUAUGAACCAGUUUGAGAAUUCCAUGAAAAGGGUCAAGGAAGACACUGCAGCACACAUCACAUCUCUCAAAGCAUCUCAUCAGAGGGAAAUAGAGAAACUCCUUUGCCAAAACGCAGUAGAAAAUUCCUCUUCCAAAGUAGCUGAAUUAAAUCGUAAAAUAGCAACUCAAGAGGUACUUAUAAAACAUUUCCAAAAUCAAGUUAAUGAGCUACAAGAUAAACAAGAAUCUCUUAUAGUUUCUCAAGUUCGAGAAGAAAUCCUACAGAAAGAGAUUACAAAACUCUUAGAAGAAUUGAGAGAGGCCAAAGAAAACCAUACACCAGAGAUGAAACAUUUCAUGGGCUUAGAAAAGAAAAUUAAACAGAUGGAAAUGAGACAUAAACAAAGAGAGCAAGAACUUCAACAGAUAAUACAGCAGACACACCAAGUAGUAGAAACUGAGCAAAACAAAGAAAUUGAGAAAUGGAAAAGACUCGCACAGUUGAAGAAUCGUGAGCUGGACAAGUUCCGCACAGAAUUAGACUCGAUAUUGGAUGUUCUCCGAGAGCUGCAGCGGCAGGGGGUGGUUGUGCCCGUUGCCUUUGAGGAGGAAGUGAAUGCUCCACAGUAUUAGCUAGAACUUCAGACGUCAAGGGACCUCCCGGAAGGGCCUGAUGCGUGGUGGCUGGGAUCGGGCCUCGUCAGAGAAGGCUGUUGAAAACAAGUGUUCCAGGAUGUUCCCAGGAAACAACACAAAAGCAACAUUUCAAAAUAAAUUGCUCUUAACCAAUAAGAAAAAAAAA
Myotis myotis is the source of this 4658-nucleotide messenger RNA. It is a transcript of the gene CEP162, whose product is annotated as centrosomal protein 162. Bases 287 to 4489 code for a protein of 1400 amino acids. NCBI's taxonomy places the organism in Eukaryota, Metazoa, Chordata, Mammalia, Chiroptera, Vespertilionidae. Gene Ontology annotation, cellular component: axonemal microtubule; centriole; centrosome. Gene Ontology annotation, biological process: cilium assembly. The transcript has 27 exons. The record is from RefSeq and is a predicted model, not a curated record.